AUGAGCACGUUUAUUCCGAAAAAUGCCAUCAAGCACUUGAAUGAAUACCGCUACCAAAGCGAAGACAGGUCAAUCACGACCAAGUACAUCCUCAAGCCGUUCUGGCUCAAGUUUGUGAACGUAUUCCCGCUCUCGAUGGCCCCAAACAUGGUCACGCUGCUCGGGUUGUUGUUCAUCGUUGUCUCAGACGUGCUUGUCUUUUACUUCGACCCCUACUACGACACCGUCUCCCCGCAAUGGCUCUACUUCUAUCACGCCUUUGCGGUCUUCAUGUACCAGACCUUUGACGCCUGCGACGGGAUCCACGCACGUAGAACCGGGCAGAGCUCGCCGCUGGGAGAGCUCUUCGACCACUGCUGCGACUCGAUGAACACAACGCUGAUGGUGAUUCAGUUCUCCUCGGCCGCUAACCUCGGCACCGACACCCCGCUGCCCUUCCUUGUCCAGUUUUCCACCCUUGCGAACUUCUAUCUGUCCACGUGGGAGGAGUUUUACACACACAAGCUCUUCUUGUCAGAGAUCUCGGGUCCCGUGGAGGGCUUACUUCUGAUCUCCGGCGUCUUUGUCAUGACCGGAGUUUGGGGGGUCGACUUUGUCUGGAAGCGGGAGCUCUUCACCUUGUACCUCAGCGACUCGAUUGCACCAAUUGUCAUCACCCCAACCUACGUGUCGGGCGCCAUUGGCGGGUUCAUCAUGGCGUUCAACAUCUACUCUGCCCGAAGAAACGUCAUCAACUGCCUUAAGGAGACGAAAAGAGAGAAGGAGGUUUCGGACGCCCUUAAGGGCAUCUACCCCUUCUUCAUCUACUACCUCACCGUUGCCAUUCUGUUUGUCCUGCACCCAGCCAUGGUGACCAAAUACACGACCACCAUGCUGCUGACCAUUGGUUCCUGUAUGUCAUUCACAGUCGGUAAAAUCAUCACCGGACAUCUAACAAAGCAGGAGUUCCCCUACUCUAACUUUCCAAUGUAUGCGCCAGUUGUCCAGGCAGUCUUGAUGCAGCUGAUGGUCUCCGUUUUCGGCGCUGACUAUGAGGAGGCCUUGGCCAUGGUUGUCUACGGCGGCCUCGGCGCAAGUAUGGCCAUCUACGGUAUGUUUGUCUACGAAAUCAUUUAUGACAUCACCGACUACCUCGACAUCUGGGCCUUGACCAUCAAGCACCCAAAG
Pichia membranifaciens NRRL Y-2026 is the source of this 1167-nucleotide messenger RNA. RefSeq lists its product as hypothetical. Gene Ontology annotation, molecular function: phosphotransferase activity, for other substituted phosphate groups. Gene Ontology annotation, cellular component: membrane. Lineage: Eukaryota; Fungi; Ascomycota; Pichiomycetes; Pichiales; Pichiaceae. The record is from RefSeq and is a predicted model, not a curated record. The annotation marks the transcript as partial. The transcript has a single exon. Gene Ontology annotation, biological process: phospholipid biosynthetic process.